AUGGAGAAAUCGAAAAAUUUCAGAAUUGACGCCCUGCUCGCCGACGAGACCAACAGGGGCGGCCGGGAGCUCUCCCCGGGGCUGAGCAGCGACAGCCCGGCGGGCAGCCCGGUGUCCUGCCGCCGGGCGGACUCCCCCUCCCCGCGGGCCGCGCAGCUCCAGCCGGGACUCAUCCCCAAGCCGAGCGUCCUGAACCUCACGCACCCCGGGCUCGCAUCGCUGACUCAGGGGGCGAUUCACGGCAUGUACCCCGCGCCCAUGUACCCGCUGUCGGCCCUCGGGGGGCAGCACCCCGCGUUCGCCUACAGCGGCUUCACGCAGCUGAGUCAGUCCUACCCGGAGCACCUGAAGGCGGCCGCCAUGGCCGGCUCUCUGCCGCUGGAGCACUGGAUCCGAGCCGGGAUCAUGAUGCCUCGGCUGCCGGACUACAGCUCAGGUCCACAGUCCGGCCUGUUGGGGAAAUGCAGGAGGCCCCGCACCGCCUUCACCAGUCAGCAGCUGCUGGAGCUGGAGAACCAGUUCAAACUCAACAAAUACCUGUCCAGACCCAAACGCUUUGAAGUGGCCACAUCCCUCAUGCUGACCGAAACACAGGUGAAGAUCUGGUUUCAGAAUCGGAGGAUGAAGUGGAAGAGAAGCCGGAAGGCGAAGGAGCAGGCGUCCGCCUCGACCCAGCCUGAAUCCGAGCGGCUUCGCAACGGAGGAAAGACCGGCAGCGACAAAUCUGAGGAGAGCAGGCGGGCCGUGAAUCCAGACGACACCGGAAUAGAUCUCAGCCUGGAGGAUGGAGAGGAGGAGGACGAAGAGGAGGACGAGGAAGAGGAGGAGGAGGAGGAAGAGGACGCCCGGCAAGGCUUUCCAGUUGCUAUGGGUAACAGAGUUGGGAUGCCACGAUCCACAGACUUCCUGCAGCGCAGCACCGACGUGGGCUACGAUCCUCACAGCCCCUUCUCUGACGAGGAGCUGGAGGGGGUACAAGUGGGUGGAGGAGACCGGAAGAUCGGGGCUGGACUGUGA
This is a messenger RNA of Salarias fasciatus (jewelled blenny), 1017 nucleotides long. It is a transcript of the gene mnx2b, whose product is annotated as motor neuron and pancreas homeobox 2b. The record is from RefSeq and is a predicted model, not a curated record. The transcript has 3 exons. Gene Ontology annotation, cellular component: nucleus. Gene Ontology annotation, molecular function: sequence-specific double-stranded DNA binding; DNA-binding transcription factor activity, RNA polymerase II-specific. The coding region runs from base 1 to 1017 and encodes 338 amino acids. NCBI's taxonomy places the organism in Eukaryota, Metazoa, Chordata, Actinopteri, Blenniiformes, Blenniidae. Gene Ontology annotation, biological process: spinal cord motor neuron cell fate specification; central nervous system development; regulation of DNA-templated transcription.